UUGUUCAUCUUAGUAUUGUAUUGUGAGCUUUUUUUUUUAAUAUUGAAUGUAUAUAAACUAUUUUGUGCAGCAAAUAUUGCUUACUAAACUUACCUAUAAUUGUAAAUACUUGUUUUGCCAACGGAAAAUCAACGUGAUUAAAAUGAAUCUGUUACACACUCGAUGGCUGUUGUUUUUCAUCUGGAUAAGCAGCCAUCAUUCAGUGAUGCAGUGCUUUGCAACAAUGGGUACAACAACAACACCACAACCAUCCAGCACGAUCAAAACAACGCUAACAACAACAACAACAACUGUUACCUCGCAACAAGCAGGGAUUCCAGUAGCAACAUCCAGUGGGGUAGGAACUACUCCCAGAUCUUUGGACAGAUGUGAAGAGCAGGGAUCACAGUACUGGUCAGAAGUUAAGGGUUACGCAUAUUGCCUAAGCAACAAAGGUGUUUCCUGUUGUGACGCAAAGACGCUGUGUCAGACGAACAACGGGAGCAUCUCUUCCAAUGUUGGGACCAAAGAAAACUUUGUUGAAAUCGCUCACAAACUGGGUCUUAGUAAUUUAACCGGAACUCUCACCAUUUGGGCUAACCUCACAGGGAACACCUGUAGUCAUGAUCAACUCACACAAUGUAAAACUAUUUCAUACAUAGCUCCUAAUAGUGUGGAUUCAAACACAAUGACUGAGGCAAAAACAUACCGAGUUUUAUGUGAGAAACCUUUAUCUCACUCGACCACGAGCAUUCCUAUCUCAUCAGCUUUGAACACAUUGUCGCUGUCACAGACACAAUCAACACCAAGAACGACCAUUAAAACAUCAAUUGAACAAACACAAUCAAACCCAACCAUGUUAAGCACAACUUAUAAUGUAAUUUUCAACACACCUGCACCAAACGCAACAAACAUAGCACAACAAACAUCUACAUCCAACGCACCUGCACCAAACACAACAAACACAGCGCAACAACCAUCUACAUCGAACACACCUACACCAAAAACAUCAAACACAGCGCAACAAACAUCUAUAUCCAACACACUUACACCAAACACAACACACACAACGCAACAAACAUCUACAUCGAACACACCUUCACCAAACACAUCAAACACAGUGCAACAAACAUCUACAUCAAACACACCUACCACUCUCACUAACAACGCAGCGCUACAAACAAUCGCAUCAAUCACACCUACUAGAACUUCAAUCAACACUGAAAGCCGAUGGAUUCGGGACAAUCUCAAUGAGUAUUUUGUCAACUACAAUAACUUAACACUCUCCAAAGCACGGGCAUUCUGCAAGAUGUCAAACGCGACGCUGGUUGCGUUUCUGGACGCAUAUCAGUACUUUAAGCUUACCGACAGACUUCAACUUGAAGCGGCUGGAUAUUGGAUCGACGACGCCAUGCCUGUUGACAACUCUACGUGUCUGAAGUUGAACACAUCUGAAGGCAGUCUUCAGUCACGUGACUGCAGUGAACUGGCCUACAGUAUCUGUAACAGAUUUGCAUUCCAAAACAACAUUUCACAGGUUCUGGAGCGACCAGAGUUUGUUGAGAUGAUUCGAGGGAUGACAGUAGUAAAAAACUCGACGUCAAUGGCAACGAGAAAACUGACGUCUGCUGAAGACAAGAGGACCGUUGCUAAGGUCGGCGGAACUGUCGCCAUUUGCAUAAUGGCGGGAACAUUCUUGAUUAUCUUCUUGAGCGAUUGUUCGCGGAUACUGAAAACACUUUUUAAGUAGAAUGACUUAAUGCCUGUACAUAAAUAAACAGGCAUAAAUUAUUUACGAAGAAAGCGCUUAUUUAUAUUGCAUGACUGGUAGAUAUGUAGUUAUAUAAAUAAAAGAUUAGUUAUUGAA
Messenger RNA from Dreissena polymorpha, 1846 nucleotides. RefSeq names its product mucin-5AC-like. The transcript has 6 exons. NCBI's taxonomy places the organism in Eukaryota, Metazoa, Mollusca, Bivalvia, Myida, Dreissenidae. The record is from RefSeq and is a predicted model, not a curated record. Bases 47 to 1729 code for a protein of 560 amino acids.